GCCCCCUCGCACAUGAAGAUGUACGCGCAAAGGGCUCUGGUGCUGCUCUCGCUGCUGAGCUUCGCCACCGUGAGCCUCGCGCUGUCCUCCUGCACCACCUUGGACCUCGAGCACAUCAAGAAGAAGCGGGUGGAGGCCAUCCGGGGGCAGAUCCUGAGCAAGUUGCGGCUCACCAGCCCCCCGGAGAGCGUGGGGCCGGCCCACGUGCCCUACCAGAUCCUGGCGCUCUACAACAGCACCCGCGAGCUGCUGGAGGAGAUGGAGGAGGAGAAGGAGGAGAGCUGCUCUCAGGAGAACACCGAGUCCGAGUACUAUGCCAAAGAGAUCCAUAAAUUUGACAUGAUCCAGGGCCUCCCCGAGCACAGUAAGCGCCAGGCGCGCAGCGCCCGGAGGGGAGGCCGGGGGAAGCGCGGA
Messenger RNA from Meleagris gallopavo (turkey), 414 nucleotides. The record is from RefSeq and is a predicted model, not a curated record. Lineage: Eukaryota; Metazoa; Chordata; Aves; Galliformes; Phasianidae.